Racocetra fulgida is the source of this 662-nucleotide messenger RNA. The record is from the annotation of a GenBank genome assembly. Lineage: Eukaryota; Fungi; Glomeromycota; Glomeromycetes; Diversisporales; Gigasporaceae.
UUACCGUAGAAGAUGAAUCAUUGUUUACUAAUAGCUAUAUCGAAUUAACAUAUAAGAAUGAUGUUGAAGCAGCACAGAGAAGUGUCCAGACAAAUUUUGAAGCUAAUUUUAGCCGUAUAUCAGUAGAAAUGUUAAAGUUUUUUUGUUAUAAAAUGGGUCUUUUUGAAGCAAGUUCAAAGCAGGAUUUGGUGAAUCAUUUGGUUAUUGAGUAUAAGAAAAGGGAUGUUUUGGUAGGUUCUGAUAAUGCUGUUAAAGGGAAAUCGGUUGAUGUAGAUGAUGAUAUCAAGGAGUUAUCUGGAGAAGAUAGUAAGUUCAGUUAUGAGAUUGGGAAAGCUUUUCAAAUAUCUUUGACGGGUGUAUUGUUGGAUAAAGCUCUCUUUUCUGGAAAUGUCGAGUAUGUUCAGUUGGCUAGGCAGGUGGUGCUUGAAAGGGCAUAUGUAGUUAGGGUGGCUGAUAAAGAUGGAUGGAAUGUGGCUGCUAGAAUGAUAUUAAGUGAUUUAUUUGAUCUAAUAAAUACGGGAAUGUCUAAUAGAUUUAUAUCAUUUAAGCAAGUUGUAUAUUACCUUUGUGAAGAAAAAAGGCACUAUGCAAAUAAAUGUGAGUCAAGGAAGCAUAUGGAUUCACUCUUUCGUGGUGAAAGUGCUAAACUCCAAAGAAGCUGA